GUGUGUGGAGGAGGAAGAGAAGGGACGUCGGGCCAGGCAGCUCACAGAGCUCAACAUAAGAACGAGCAGCAUAACUGGUUUCGUGGUGGUGUUGGUUGGUUGGUAGCGAAUGCAGGGUACAAGCAAAAGGGCCAACCUCGUACCGGAGAGUGUGAGAGAGCGAGCGAGAGAGGCAACCGGCAACGCCGGUACGAUGAUAAGCAAGGAUGAGCGAGAAAGGAGCACAGAGUAGUAGCGUAGAAGAGGGAUCUGCGAUCGAGGACUGGCGAGCCAAGCUGCGGCAGAACUUGAAGUCAGUCGUGUAGAAUUCUUCGUCGAGCGAACAAGUAGCUCCUGACUACUUUCCUCACACAAAGUACAAGGGCAAAGCAAGGGAACUUGAGAUCUUGGAACAUCUUGAGUGAAAUCCUUGAGUUUUGCCACCAGUAUCAAGAAUCGGAGGUGAUAACGCGCCGUGACAGAGGAUGUGUCGAAGCCUUUGAUGAGCCAGCCAGAAGAUACUGCUACGCCAGCAGAUUCGGUGUGUGUGUGACAGUGCAAGAACAACUCGUGUGCGUGGGCAAGAAAAUGAUGUUCAGUUAGCAAGACAACAGAUCCUAGAACAACCUUUAAGAUCACCGAGUGAGUGUGACACGAAGCGUGUGAUCAGUUUUUGUGUACUUCGAAGAAGUGAAGAAUCGUGCAAGCCAAUUUACUGUGGAUAUAAUCGUGUGAACGCCAGCAAAACCAGCAAGAUGAUGUCGGAAAACAUCGAUUUCGAUCUCUUCGAGUGCACAAGUCGCAUUUCGACCACCUUCACGCUCAACUCGGCCGGACGAUCGCCGGCCAGUCGCCUGGCGGAACAGCGCCAACGGAGUGCCCAGCGCCGGCUACACAUUGCCCCGCUCAAGAUGUUGGCCUCGCCCGGCAAGGAGAACCUGCACACCGAGGAGGACCUGUCCUUCUACCAGGUCAACAGCCCCCAGGCCAGCCCGCGACCAUGCAGUCCGUGCGAGUGUCCGGAGGAGGAGUCCAGCGAGCUGCUGCCGUCCGAGGUGACCCCGAACAAGCAGAUCACCGUGGUGACCGGAAGCGGAAGCGCCACCCGGACACGACGCCCCCUGGAGGACUACGACCCCAACUCGAUGGACUCCGGCUACGGGAUGUCCAGCAGCGAAGGAGGUCACCACAAGAGCCAGUCCAUGUUCCGGUUUAUCCAGCCAUCGAUUCCCCGCCAGAACUCGGUCUCCUCCUCGACCGCUUCUCCGUCCGCCUCGUCCUCCACGCCGUCGAUCCGCAUCUUCCACAGCCUAUCUUCGGGCUCGAUGGAAUCGAUGGACGACAUCGACAUGGAGCUGUUCGACAUGGACACCCUGGAGGACGAAGAGGGCCAGCAGCUGCCAAGCAACCUGAGCUCGCUGAUCUGCGGAGACAUCAAGGCCACCAAGACCACCCCCGAGAACAAGCGACCUCCCUUCAUCCGGCGUUGCCUCAGCUUAUCGGAAAAUCCCGUGGUACGUCGCGCCAAGAACAACCUGAUCUUCGAGUCUCCCGUUGCUACGGCCACCGCCGCAAGCCCUGCCCGGACACCGGAACGGUUCCGCAUCGCGCCAGACCAGGAGAACCUCAACCUGACCCCGUUCUCGUCCCGCACCCAAGACACGACCCGCUGCUUCAAGCGCCCCGAACCACCCGGCGUCAGCCCCAUCCAGAGCAAACGCCACAAGACUGAAUCCCUCACCCCGGUCAGCGCGUUCCGCAGCGUCGAAAAUGUCAACCUGGACAGCCCCGCCCGCCUCACCGUCCCCAAGCGUCCCAUCCUGCAAAAGUCCAUCUCGAUGAACGAUGCCCACAUCAUGAACGCCCUGUCCCGAUCCUCCACCGAACCCGACCUCAUCGGAGACUUUAGCAAGUCGUACACCCUGCCGCUGAUGGACGGCCGCCACCGGGACCUCAAGUCCAUCUCCCCCGACACCAUGGCCGACCUGCUGCGCUCCUCCUUCGACGAACGGGUCGCCUCGUUCAAGAUCAUCGACUGCCGGUACCCGUACGAGUUCGAAGGUGGCCACAUCCGCGGCGCCCUCAACCUCUACACCCAGGAGCAAAUCCUGGAGGAACUGAUCCGAUCCAAGACUGAACCACCCACCGUCGAGACCAACGACCUCACCAAGCGCAACAUCAUCGUGUUCCACUGCGAGUUCUCCUCCGAGCGGGGCCCCAAGCUCUCCCGCUUCCUGCGCAACCACGACCGAAUCCUCAACUCGGACAGCUACCCGGCCCUCCAUUAUCCGGAGAUCUACCUGCUGCACGGUGGCUACAAGGACUUCUUUGCCGCCCACCCGGACCUGUGCGACCCGAUCGCGUACCGCCCGAUGCUCGACCCCAACUUUGGCGACGCGUACCGUCACUUCCGCGCCAAGAGCAAGAGCUGGAACGGUGCCGACCCCGUCAAGGGAUCCGCCGUGUCGCUGGGCAGUGCAAACUCGUCCUCGUCGACGUCCGCCGGUGCCAGCGAAGGCCGAGGGCCACCGACGCGGCUAGUCAAGUCGAGGUCCAGGUUAGUGCUGUAGAGACGAGAGGAGGAGCAAGAGCAGGAGCAGUAGGCGCUGAGAGACAAAGACUGUGGCCAGUGUGAGGGGAGGGACUGGGGGAGGGUGAAGAGAAGUUGAAGUUUUUGCAGUUUUUUUCCAAUUUUAUUUUUGUUUAUCUUUAUUAUUAUUUUUUCGCAAAACCCGAACACUUUAUAUUUUAUUGUACAAACGUUAGAGCCUCAACCUUUUGUUUUGUUCCGGGGUUAACUUUUGUUUCCAUUUUCUUUUUUAUAAGUUUAGUUUUUUUUUUCGCACAACCCAACUUCUUUUUCGGCAAUACACUUCUGAGUACUGAGAAGGGGAGAGAGAGACGCAAAAUCCGACUCGUUCGAAUAGUAGUAGAAGAUAAUUUUUACUUUAUGUUUUGUUAUCCACAUAUUUCAUCUGUGAUUUAGUUUUUUCUACCUUCGGUUCGAUUUAUAUCGCGAUAUUUUAUUUUCUACUUAUUCGACCACAGCAGGCCAGGAGAAACGGGACUUUAGGGUUAAAAUUUUAGGCAAAAAAAAUCUCAGAGAAAAACAAGAAAACAUCAGUUCACGACUGAAAGGAGAAGUUGCAGAACUUUUCCUUGUAAAACAAAACAAAAAACGACUAAAAGUAAGGAGCAAAAUUAUUUGUAGAAUAAACUAAUUGAAAAAAAAGGCAGAUCCCGUUUCACUUGGCACCAACUUUGUAAAAUAUGCAAAUAUUCAAGAGACAACGCACCCCCAAUGAACCAACCAUAGUUUGUAAGAAAAGGACGACUAUUUCUACUUCAAAAUUUUCUUCGUGUUGAAUAAUUUCCAAACCCAAAAUUUAUAAAAAAUAAAAUACGACACAAAUUUAUACAUUUUAACUAGUUCACUUUCAUUCAAAAGAGUUUAGCAAAAAUAAAA
Molecule: messenger RNA, 3445 nt
Organism: Culex pipiens pallens (northern house mosquito)
Lineage: Eukaryota; Metazoa; Arthropoda; Insecta; Diptera; Culicidae
Product: M-phase inducer phosphatase-like
Exons: 3
Coding region: 735-2549 (604 amino acids)
Biological process (GO): positive regulation of G2/M transition of mitotic cell cycle; protein dephosphorylation; G2/M transition of mitotic cell cycle
Cellular component (GO): nucleus; cytoplasm
Molecular function (GO): protein tyrosine phosphatase activity
Source: RefSeq, a predicted model, not a curated record